AUGGAGCCAAGUGUGGAAGCUAAUGGACGCAUUGCAAGGAUCUCAGCUCAUCUGUUUCCACCAAAUCUCCAGAUGGAGGAUGGUUCUGCUUUGAGAAGAGCUGAUUGCAGAGCCAAAGGCGGGGCACCGGGUUUUAACGUGGCGAUUUUGGGUGCUGCCGGAGGCAUUGGCCAACCUCUUGCGAUGCUCAUGAAAAUGAACCCACUGGUUUCAGUUCUUCAUCUCUAUGAUGUUGUUAAUGCCCCGGGUGUCACAGCUGACAUUAGUCACAUGGACACUGGUGCUGUGGUGAGGGGUUUCUUAGGCCAGCCACAGCUUGAGAGUGCUCUCACAGGCAUAGACCUUGUGAUCAUACCUGCCGGUGUUCCAAGGAAGCCAGGAAUGACAAGGGAUGAUCUUUUCAACAUCAAUGCCGGAAUUGUCAGGACCCUCUGUGAGGGAAUUGCAAAGGCCUGCCCUAAGGCAAUUGUCAACUUGAUCAGUAAUCCAGUGAACUCUACAGUUCCUAUAGCAGCUGAGGUUUUCAAGAAGACCGGAACUUAUGACCCAAAGCGACUUCUAGGAGUUACGAUGCUUGAUGUUGUGAGAGCAAAUACUUUCGUUGCCGAAGUUCUGGGACUUGAUCCUAGGGAGGUUGAUGUUCCAGUCGUUGGUGGUCAUGCAGGAGUGACCAUUUUGCCACUUCUGUCACAGGUCAAGCCUCCUUGUUCCUUCUCCAAAGAAGAAACAGAAUAUCUGACAAACCGCAUUCAAAAUGGUGGAACAGAAGUUGUUGAGGCAAAAGCUGGGGCUGGCUCCGCAACAUUGUCAAUGGCAUAUGCAGCUGUGAAGUUUGCGGAUGCAUGCCUUCGUGGCUUGAGAGGAGAUGCUGGCGUUGUUGAAUGUGCUUUUGUUGCUUCUGAGGUUACCGAACUUCCUUUCUUCGCAACCAAGGUACGGCUUGGUCGAAAUGGAGCUGAUGAAAUCUACCAACUUGGGCCUCUGAAUGAGUAUGAGAGGGUUGGUUUAGAGAAGGCGAAAAGGGAGUUAGCAGCAAGCAUCCAGAAGGGGGUUUCUUUCAUCAAAAAGUAA
Prunus armeniaca (apricot) is the source of this 1071-nucleotide messenger RNA. NCBI's taxonomy places the organism in Eukaryota, Viridiplantae, Streptophyta, Magnoliopsida, Rosales, Rosaceae. The record is from the annotation of a GenBank genome assembly.